AUGUCCGAGGUACUGCCUUACAGCGAGGGGAAAAUGAACGGCUAUGGGGACAGCGAGGCCAGUCAGAUGUCCUUUAGCUGCGGGCUACAGGACACCAAUUCGUUCUUCGGGGCGUCGCAAGCGAAAAGACCCCCAAAACUGGGACAGAUCGGCAGAGCCAAGAGAGGUAAGUGAUGCAUUGUUGAAUAAAGGUUUUGUUUUGGUCAUCAAAAACAAAGGCUUGGCCACCCAGGCAUGCUUGGGUGAACUUUAACUCUAACCUAGGCUACAGUUACCUAACCUACUUGUUAUAAAACACUGAAAUGCAAAAGAUAAAACACAGAUAUGCAUUUGACCUCUAAAUUAUGUGGCAAAUAUUUGUUGAUAUAACAAAGGUCAGCAGCUGACCACAUUGAGCCCAGUUGAAAGUGAUGCAUGAGAAUAAUAGACUACUGAUGUGAUAUCAAAAUGUAUUUCAGUAGCUAUAGUCUACUAUAUUUCUACAUUAGUUAUGCUCUGUCUUUUUUAAAUGGCAAAUUGUCCUCAUUGCAUGCUUGGCUAUGUACCGUUAUGUACAAACCAUUGUUUGCAGUAUUUCAGGACCAAGGUCAGGGGUUUGACACAACAACAUAUUCCUUUGUGUUGCACAAUUCCCCAUCCUAUUUACUCAAAGCCUUUGCAAUUACUUGAUUUGUUGUCUGUAAAACAGCUUUAUGAAACAGUUAUAUGACAUGUCAGUAAUAAACAUUAAUAUAAUUUAUUCUUCCCUCCGCAGUGGUCAUCGAAGAUGACCGAAUAGACGAUGUCCUAAAGGGGAUGGCAGACAAGUCAUCACCUGGUGUUUAA
Coregonus sp. 'balchen' is the source of this 825-nucleotide messenger RNA. The record is from the annotation of a GenBank genome assembly. NCBI's taxonomy places the organism in Eukaryota, Metazoa, Chordata, Actinopteri, Salmoniformes, Salmonidae.